Vicia villosa (hairy vetch) is the source of this 1164-nucleotide messenger RNA. RefSeq lists its product as uncharacterized. The record is from RefSeq and is a predicted model, not a curated record. The coding region runs from base 1 to 1164 and encodes 387 amino acids. NCBI's taxonomy places the organism in Eukaryota, Viridiplantae, Streptophyta, Magnoliopsida, Fabales, Fabaceae. The transcript is spliced from 2 exons.
AUGAUAAUUCUAUCGUAUAAUUUACGUGGUGGUGGGAUUCGGGCUAAGCGUAAAAGAGUCGGAUUCCUAAUUCAAAAAGGAGAUGUCGAUCUUUGUUUCAUUCAAGAAACAAAACUUAGUGGAAUCGGAAUGAAUUUGGUCAAAGAGAUGUGGGGAGGGGUUGAUGUUGAAUGGUCCUUUUUGGAUGCUAUUGGAGCUUCGGGAGGUAUUCUCACUGUGUGGAAGAAAGAUUUCUUUGGUCUCAAUUAUAGUUUUAUAUGUGAAGGAUUUCUAGGUCUAUGUGUGGAGAAGGAGGGUAAACUUGUCUACUUUGUUAAUGUUUACACCUCUUGCGACAAACCUACUAGGAGGAGAACUUGGAAAAAACUAUGUGAGUUCAAGAACAACAACACCGAGGGAUAUUGGUGUAUUGGUGGUGAUUUCAACUCUACUUCUUCUUUAGAUGAAAGAAUUGGUGUUCCUAAUAGCGGCUAUAGUAUGGAUUUAAGAUUCUUCAAUGAAUUCAUAGAGGAAAUGGGGUUGGUGGAUCUUCCUACUAUAGGCGGAUUCUCUAAAGAAGAGGUUUGUACUAGACCGGAGCCGCAUGGGAUUAAUUUGAAUGUGCUACCGUUAGGGGAUUCUUUGGAUCUUGAAAAACCUUUUUCCGAAGAAGAGAUCAAGGAUGCUAUUUGGUCGUGUGAUGGGAACAAAAGUCUGGGCCCGGAUGGUUUUUCUUUGGAAUUCUUUAAAAGAUUUUGGUUUCUUCUUAAAGAUGAUUUGAUGAAGCUAUGCAAUGAUUUCUACUUAAAAGGUACGCUUGUCAAUGCAAUCACUUCUUCUUUUCUUGCGCUUAUUCCUAAAAAGAAGAAUCCGCAAGACUUGUCCGAGUAUCGGCCUAUUUGUCUAGUGGGGAGCAUUUACAAGAUUCUUGCGAAGAUUUUGGCGGCUAGAAUGAGAGGCGUAUUGGAUAAAUUGAUUUCUAUCACUCAAACCGCUUUUGUUCCGGGUAGGAGUAUGAUGGAUGUGGUUCUAAUGGUUAAUGAGAUACUUGAUUGGGAAAAAAGAAAAAAGAGGGGGUGUCUUUUACUUAAAGUGGAUUUCGAAAAGGCUUAUGACUCUAUUUCUUGGAAUUAUCUUAGAUGGAUUAUGGGAAGAAUGGGGUUCGGGAAGAGAUGGAUGAAUUAG